Messenger RNA from Venturia canescens, 1950 nucleotides. RefSeq names its product ethanolamine kinase 1 (gene eas). The record is from RefSeq and is a predicted model, not a curated record. Gene Ontology annotation, biological process: phosphatidylethanolamine biosynthetic process. The coding region runs from base 733 to 1785 and encodes 350 amino acids. Gene Ontology annotation, cellular component: cytoplasm. The transcript has 7 exons. Lineage: Eukaryota; Metazoa; Arthropoda; Insecta; Hymenoptera; Ichneumonidae. Gene Ontology annotation, molecular function: ethanolamine kinase activity.
UUCUAUCCACGAGAUUUAUUGAAUAAUAUUUUUGCACCAUACAUUUCUCAUUAGUACACGUUCAGAGAUUGGUCGGAGCUAGAAUUUGUUUUGGCUGACUGACCAAUCUCUUGAAGGCGAGAUGUGGUGGGAAACGAAUUCGCGUAAUCAAUAUUAUUUCCAAAACGAAAGGAAAGCGACAAACAACAACGAAAGGCGCUGACUUUGACAAUAUUGACUUUUUAAAGAAAGACAGUUUUCCAUUCGAUAUGUGCGUGUACAUCGAAUUUUCAAACAUUUGUGCUAAAGUAAUCUCGAUAAAAGUGUCAUAAGUAAUAAGGUUAUUACGAGGAAAAAUAUGUCUUUGAUGUAUUAGAGUAUAAAAUUCAUAUUUAUUAAAAUGUGUUCGUGUCUGAUCAAAUUAUUGGAAAAACAAAGAUGAUGCAGGGUCACGUAAAAUUACAACGAAACAUUUGAUCAUAAGAUUAUUAUUAUGAUUGUCAGAUGAAAAGCAGUUUGACAGUUAAGAAUUUGACACUACACUUUUAUUCUUGGGAACAAUUCAUCCGGUUAGAUCAUCAAAUUUACACUUGCUCCCUGUUCUUUACACAAGCUCAUAGUUGCAAUGUAUCAAAUGGGCCAUGGCAUAUUACUGCAAUGAGCAAUCAUCACUCCUCCAUUGGUUGUCUUUUAACACUCAGCAGCAGACUCAAUGAGUUCAGUUCCUUACUCAUGCUCGUGGAAUUUUAAAACAUGGAACGGCUGACUAACGAAGUACAUCUUGAUCUUACUGUGGAUGAAAGUGAGCUUAUCGAAGGUGCGACUGAAGUUGUUAAGAGUAUAAGACCUGAUUGGCCUGUUGAUCAAUUUCGAUUUAAGGUUUUCACAAAUGGGAUCACUAAUAAAUUGGUGGGAGUUUGGUAUCCGGAUCAUUACAACGAAAUGGUCCUGGUUAGAGUUUAUGGCCACAAAACAGAUUUGCUGAUCAAUCGCAAAGAUGAAACAAGAAAUAUUCGGAUUCUGCACAGAGCUGGCUACACACAUUCCUUGUACGCAACUUUCAACAAUGGACUUGCUUACGAAUUUAUUCAGGGUGAUAUUCUUACAGUUGAAAAUGUAAGACAGCCGGAUGUUUAUUGGUUGGUUGCUAAACGUAUGGCUCAGAUGCAUAAGUUAAAUCCCAAUCUCCCAGAUACAGGAAAAGAGCCAAUCAUUUGGGAAAAGACGGAAAAAUUUAUGAGCAUCAUGCCCAAGGAAUUCGAUGACCCGGAGAAGCAACUCAGAUUCGAAAACCUCGUGGCGCCGUAUCACGUUUUGGAGAAUGAAUACACAUUCUUAAAAGCAGUACUUCCGAAACUCAACAAUCCUGUUGUUUUCGCUCACAACGAUCUUCUUUUGGGAAACAUUCUAUACAACAAGAAGGAAAAUACUGUAACAUUCAUUGACUUUGAGUAUACAGGGUACAACUACCAAGCCUUCGACAUAGCAAAUCAUUUUGCUGAAUUUGUGGGUAUAGAGAUGCCAGAUUACGCUUUGUAUCCGGAUGAAACUUUCCAAAGAUCCUGGAUUAGGAUUUACUUGCAAGCAUAUCGAGAAACGAGCAACGUGUCUGAAGACGAUGUUAAUGUUUUGUACGAACACGUCAGAAAAUUCCUCCUUCUGUCUCACUUUUUCUGGGGCUGUUGGUCACUCAUACAGAGCAAGCAUUCCUCCAUCGACUUCGACUUUUUACAGUAUGCAUCAAUCAGAUUCAAGGAAUAUUUUCAUCGGAAGGACUCUUUGAUUGAAAAAUUCGAAAACUGUUGAAUUCCUCAAUAGUGUAUAUGAUACCAAAAACUUUGAAAUGCUCACGCGAAAGAGAGUUGUGCGUCAAACGUACAACUUAAUGCUUUGAAAUAUACAAUAUCAAAUUGAUAUUGAUAAGACGAGAGAAUAUUGAACCAAAGGAUAAAUAAAACGUAACUAAUUGAG